This is a messenger RNA of Dictyostelium purpureum, 279 nucleotides long. RefSeq lists its product as uncharacterized. Gene Ontology annotation, biological process: positive regulation of TOR signaling; cellular response to amino acid stimulus. Gene Ontology annotation, cellular component: Ragulator complex. The transcript has 3 exons. Lineage: Eukaryota; Evosea; Eumycetozoa; Dictyosteliales; Dictyosteliaceae. Bases 1 to 279 code for a protein of 92 amino acids. Gene Ontology annotation, molecular function: guanyl-nucleotide exchange factor activity; molecular adaptor activity. The record is from RefSeq and is a predicted model, not a curated record.
AUGUUAAGAUCAAAAAUCUUACCACAAGUUUUAAAUCAAGCAGUUAGCAACUCAGAUACUAAAGGUGUUUUAUUAAUGAAAGAUGAUGGUUCAUUAAUUGCAUGCUCAGAAGAAUCACCAAGUUCACAUAAUAUUUCAAAAAUUGUUGCAGCUAUUACUGCUAAUAUUUGGACUGCAUAUAAUAGAAAUUCAGAUUUACAAUAUCAAUUAAUUGAUUGCGAAACACAAAAAUUACGUGAAUAUUUAGAAGAGCCACUUAAUAGCGUUGAGCAAAUAUAG